This is a messenger RNA of Salvelinus fontinalis (brook trout), 1612 nucleotides long. Its product is annotated as uromodulin-like. The coding region runs from base 86 to 1612 and encodes 508 amino acids. The transcript has 10 exons. NCBI's taxonomy places the organism in Eukaryota, Metazoa, Chordata, Actinopteri, Salmoniformes, Salmonidae. The record is from RefSeq and is a predicted model, not a curated record. Gene Ontology annotation, cellular component: cell surface; apical plasma membrane. Gene Ontology annotation, biological process: neutrophil migration.
AUCUAAGAAGACAAUUGACAACCAAUCAGUCACAUCGAAGGCCACUGAAAUCAGUUCACAGAGUCGUGUGUCUGAGCUGAACAGAAUGAUGUCAUCGGGUGUUCUGAUGAUGCUCCUGUUCUUUAAGCAUGUUACUGCAGACAACUCAGGUGUGACUGUUGCCAAAUCUAUCCAGUUUAGCUGUGGGGGCACACAGUGUCCAGUGGGACAGGACUGUAUCAGUGUUGGUGGAACACUUCGCUGUGCAGACCCCUGCCAGAACUACACAGCACUGAAUGACGACUGGCGUUCCACCACCAACAACAACAACAACCAGGUUAAUGGGGGCUUACACUGCGACCAGAGCAUCAACUUUCAGGGCUGGUAUCGCCUGUUCCUGGGGCACACCAGCGUUCAGAUGCCAGAGAGGUGUGUGGAGAUUAACAUGUGUGGAACCCACGCCCCCCUGUGGCUCACGGAGCCCCAUCCCCAGCUGUCAGACAGGGUGGUUCAGAGGGGCGUCUGUGGGAGCUGGUCUGGUAACUGCUGCUUGUUUAAACAACCUCCCAUCCAUGUCAAAGCCUGCUAUGGAAACUACUAUGUCUACAAGUUGGUUCCUGCAAUAAACUGCAACUUGGCCUACUGUGCAGACGUCAACACCAAGGUGUGUUCUACCUGUAGAGAUGAUGACACCUGUAGGAGUGAGGAUAAGAUCACCUGGAGGUGUGAGAGGAAAGCCCCUACACCUACACCCCCUCGGAUAACUGUUACCACCACCAAUCCUCCUAUCAUGGCCCCAGAGGUGGUGUGUGGGCAGAGCAUGAUACAGGUGGGUCUAAACAGGGCUAACCUGAGGGCCGCUGGUCUGAACGCUUCCACAGCUCACCUGGCCGACUCUAGGUGCUCCGCCCACGAGGAUCGUAACGGCACGGUGUGGUACCAGGUGGAGCGCAGGGAGGGACGCUGUGGAAAUACUCUGGAGACUAACACCACCCAUGCUGUCUACUCCAACAGCUUAUUCGUUUAUCCAGUAGAUGGGAGGAAUGACUCUCUCUCCCGACCCGUGAGCUUUCCUCUCUCCUGUGUCUAUCCUCUGGGGACAGAGAGCAGUCUGAAUGUGGCCAUCAGACCCUACCUACUGAAUAGUCGUGGAGCUGUUGGAGUCGGUGCCAAGGCCAGAGCCUCCAUGUUUCUGUAUCGUAACUCAAACUACACAGAGUCUUACCCAGCUGGUGAAGUCCUCCUGCCGAUUGGUUCCACUCUGCGCGUGGGCGUGUCCGUAGAGGAGUCCGGGAUGGAGCGUUUUGUUGUUGUUCUAAGGGACUGCUAUGCCAACCAAUCCCCCAACCCUGAUAAUCUCCCGCGGACCUACAUGAUUCAGGACAGGUGUCCUACAAAUCGUACCCAGGUGACCGUGGAGGAAAGCGGCUCGUCCCUCAGGGCUCGCUUCUCUGCUGCGUUGCAGGUGGACUACCGUUACUUCUUCCUGCACUGCAGCCUCAGCCUGUGUGACCAGAGGAGCUCCUCCUGCACUCCAGUGUGCUCUGGAAGGAAGUCUCGCUCUGUGUCUGAUACUGUCCUCCUCAAGCCCAUAGCCAUCGGGCCAAUCAGCUGGGCCCAGAGCCUGGAGUGA